Molecule: messenger RNA, 2430 nt
Organism: Pichia membranifaciens NRRL Y-2026
Lineage: Eukaryota; Fungi; Ascomycota; Pichiomycetes; Pichiales; Pichiaceae
Exons: 1
Coding region: 434-2368 (644 amino acids)
Molecular function (GO): protein dimerization activity
Source: RefSeq, a predicted model, not a curated record
UUUUGUGUGCCGGCAGCAGCAGACCAUUGUGUAGUUGCAGUAGCGGCGAGCGCCCCGCCCGGACCCGGGGCAGUUGCCUGUUUGGGCGUUCGGUCGUGAGAUGGGGUUGGCCACGAGGUGUUGAAGACGCAGCGGAAAGGCACACAUGGACACGUUCGAGACGUGUGCUCAGAUUGGGCGUCUGCCGAAACGUGCGAUGAGAAACGCCCGGGUGGGAAUGGAGUCGCAGGGCCUGUUCGCCCUGCCACACGAUCUGUAGAGUCCGGUCUUGCAUGCUCUCUGUCUUGCUCUCUGUCUUGCUCUCUGUCUUGCUCUGCUGCUGUGCUCUCUGCAUUGCUCUGCUGCUGUACGUCUUUGUCUCACCCACACGGCUCAUCUCGCAGCACGCACAGAAGCCCAGGCGUCGUAUUUCUCCCGGGUCCAGACGAAAAGCAUGAACAAGCAAGAACCAGCUGCCGUUGCCAGUGUCCACAUGAACAACAACACCUCCGCCACCACGACCGCCGGCGCCACCGAGCAGGACGGGAAGACGUUUUCGGCGUUCUUGCCGCCUCCGCCGAUCUUCAAGCCCAGGUUCGUGCACAUGCAGAGAUCGAACUCCCUCUCGGACAGCCCGCCAACUCCCUCCUCGAAGCCCGGCGCCGGAGCAGGCGCCAGCGGUCCGUCACCUUCUUCCACGCCCGUCGACUCCCAGGCGUCAACGCUGGUCUCGACCCCGUUCUCGUCGUUCGAGUCCCCAAACAGCAGCAAGAUCCAGGGCGGCACCGGCGGCGAAAUCACCAAGCCGGUUGCCAAGAACUCCAACUUCUUGACCUCCUCCUUCGUCUCUAACGAGGAGUACAGAAACUACUUUUUGAGCCACUCGCCUUCCAUCUCCCCGAUGACCCGAUACACCGACAUGCCGCUGCCCGACGACACCGACAUGAGUUCGGCAAACAACAGCACGGCGGGGAACAACAAGCUCAACCCGAACCCGCCGAUCAGACAAGCGAAAAAGAGAAGAAGAUCGUCCGCAUACAACAAGGAGGAGAUCGAGAGAAAGAAAAAGGAGCUGAAAACGCAGCACUCGAUCAUCGAGAAAAGACGCAGAAUUAAGAUGAACAGGGAGUUCGAGGCGUUAAAGUUUCUGGUGCCGGCGUGCAGACUCAACAUCCUCACGGGCUUGAAUGAUGGCAACUUCGACAACUCCACCAUGAUGCACAAGUUGACGAUUUUGCAGUCGACCGUGGAGUACAUCAAGUAUUUGCACUUGAUCAUCAAGCUGAUGAAGCUGCAAAUGUUGAUCCCCAAGGACACAAGAGACAUGUUCAAGUCCUGGAUCCAGAAGAACGACAACUUGAACUUCGUCGACUUCGACCUCGACCUCCAGUCGUACAGGGACAUCGAGUCCGAAUUCAGCUUCGAAAACAUCUUUCUCAAGGUUUGGGAAAACGACGGCGGCGUCCCCAACGACUGGCUUGACCCCAUCACAAAAGAAAUCAUCAAGGUUCUUUCUCCCUCCGCAGAGCCUCCCGCCGCCGCAAAACCCUCCAAACAACCGCCCACCACGAACGAAAGAGCCCAGAGAACCAAUCCGUCCAUGCGCUCUCAGUCGCAUCCUAACAUCCACACCCCGUCGACAAUUCUUGAGGAACGGAUCCAGCAGAACUCUGAGUACCGGAACAGUAUCCUGAAGCUGCAGCAGGAGUCCAACUCUUUCAAACUCCCGCUUCCAGCCAUUAUCGACAAACACCCAGAUCUGGGAAUACUGAACAGCGCUGGUAGCCGCAGCAACACCGGCCUCGCCGACAUGCUGCCCUCGCCAUCCUCGUCGUCAUAUGUCCCCAACACAUCCCCUCUCUCGAACACCCACUCGCCAGCAACCUCUUCAUCCACCCCUGCAUAUAGAAUCGGCAGCAACAACGCUACCACCUCUCCACUGAAACAAGUCCUGCCACCCCCGCUCGUCAGCCCUAGCAGGCCCUUAUUCCCAGGCGGCUCUACAACUCCUAGAAACCACUUUUCCUCCAUGUCUUCGAGCUACUCCCUGGCUAACAGUGGCGGUAGCAACUUCAACCCCGCUGCGCACAGCGCCAUACACGGUUCCCUCCCACAUAGACCCGUCCUGGCCACCGAGACACGUCUCAGCACCGAGCGCAGCAGAAACAACACGCUGCCUUCUCCGGACCGCACUCCUUACUCAGGCGCCACUCCUGCGACUGCCACGUCCUCUGGCUCUGGCUCUAGCUCCGGCUCCGUUUCCGUCUCGCCCGAGCAAAAGGGCUCCGCCCCCGACCACCACAGCCCGGAGAUCCAUGCCGCUUCCCGACUGCUCAUUGAGAUCAAGAGCAGUAAGUGCCAUUCGAGCAUCCAGGACAUCCUCAACUGAUCUGUAGCCUUCUUUCCCUUCUACCUAACCCUAUUCUAUACUUCAUCACCAACGUACUUGCC